Messenger RNA from Vicia villosa (hairy vetch), 2079 nucleotides. RefSeq lists its product as uncharacterized. The transcript is spliced from 5 exons. The record is from RefSeq and is a predicted model, not a curated record. Lineage: Eukaryota; Viridiplantae; Streptophyta; Magnoliopsida; Fabales; Fabaceae. The coding region runs from base 1 to 2079 and encodes 692 amino acids.
AUGCCAGAGGUUUGCAAAGUGGUGGAAGGACGACUCAGGCCUGAGCAUAUUAGGAUCUACGAAGCAGAGUUUUUGGCUGUUGAGGUGGAAACUUCCCUAUUUCAGAUGAACCCUUUAAAGGCUCCGGGGCCGGAUGGUUUACUGACCUUUUUCUUUCAAAAAUAUUGGCAUAUAGUAGUGGGGAACGACGUCUCCAAACUGGUUUUGGAAAUCCUUAACAAUAACAAGAACCCUGGUAUCAUUAAUAGCACUUAUGUGGUCCUUAUCCCCAAAUUCAAGAACCCCUCUAAACCUAAGGAUUUUAGACCUAUCAACCUUUAUAACGUGGUUAUGAAAUUGGUGUCCAAGGUUAUUGCAAAUAGAAUCAAGGUUUUCUUUCCAGACAUAAUAGAUGAAGAGAAAAGUGCAUUCGUUAAAGGGAGGCUGAUUAUGGACAAUGCGUUGGUAGCAAUGGAAUUCUUCCAUCGGAUGAAGAAGAAGGUGGAUGGGAAAAAAGGGUUCACGGCCCUUAAGCUUGACAUAUCGAAAGCUUACGACAGAUUUGAGUGGCCUUUCAUCACUGAGGUCUUGGUUUCAAUGGGUCUCUUGAAGAAAGUUUCGAUGGAGAAGGCGAUACAUGGCAUUCGGGUUGCACGGAAGUCCCCAAAGAUCACACACCUAUUCUUUGCUGACGAUAGCCUUUUAUUUGCUCGAUCUAACCAGGAGGAAGCGACUCGUAUCAAGGAAAUCCUUAAGGUCUAUGAAGGAGCAUCGGGACAAGUGGUCAAUUUUGAAAAGUCUGAAGUGUCUUAUAGCAGGAGUGUUGGGGAGUCCGUCAAAGAAAACAUUCGUAGUUGCUUGGGGGAGAAGCUGUCAAAGGCAAAGGGCUUGGGUGGUUUGGGGUUCAGGGGGAUUAGUGACUUUAAUGGCAGCUUGUUGGGGAAACAAUAUUGGCGCCUGUUGUCACAAGAGAACUCUUUGGUGGGGAGGGUUUUUAAAGGAAAGUACUUUUCUCGAGGAUCCAUAGAGGACUGUGAGUUAGGGUAUAAUCCUAGCUAUGCUUGGAGAAGCAUUUUGGGGGCAAAAGAUGUGGUGCAACGCGGCUCUCAGUGGAGGAUCGGGAAUGGGAAUAAGGUCAAUGUGUUGAAUGAUCGUUGGAUACCUAGCAACAAUGGUUUCAAGAUUCUCUAUGGUGCCAGCAACAUGGAUGAUAACGCUAGAGUUAAUGAUCUUAUUGAUGGUGACCUAGGGGUGUGGAAGGAGGGUCUCAUUUUGGAGAAGUUUUCUCCGGAUGAGGCGAAGAACAUUAUCAGUAUACCGCUGUCUAGAGUGCCGACUGAGGAUAAGAUUAUUUUGCAUUUCGAGAAGAGUGCGGAGUUUUCUGUUAAAUCUGCUUAUCACACGUUGCGGGCUCAUAGGGAUUCUCUUCUCCCUGGUCCCUCCUGUCAUACAAACCAUAAGCUUUGGUAUUUGAUUUGGAAAGCCCCCAUUCUGUCUAGACUUAGGAAUUUUUUAUGGCGUGCCGCAAAAAACAUUCUGCCCACGAGGGGGAACCUCCUAAGGAAAUGUAUUUUGCUUGAUCCUGUUUUCCCUUUCUGCUCUAAUGAUGUUGAGUCUGUGCAACACCUCCUUAUGGAGUGUGUUUUUACUAGGCAGAAUGCUAGGAAUGUGUUGGUUUUGCAGAACAAGAGGUGUUGUCCCGUAUCGGUUGCUGGUGGUGCGCUUGACAGCGUGCAUGAGUUUUGUAGGUCGAAUCCAAGCCUUGGUCUGAAAAAGUCGCAGGCUGCUGCGGAGCCCUUUGAGACCUUUACUCUCGACGUUCAUUUUGCACAGGUUGAUGUAGGAUGUACUGCGGAUGGAUAUACUGUCUAUGGUAGCAUCUUCAAGAAUCAUUUCAAGGAGGUCUUGUUGGCUGCGAGUAGAAAGGAGGGCAUCGAAGUUGAGGCAUCUCUUGCGGAGUUAUUGGCAAUCCGGUGGUGUAUUCAAUUGGCAAUUGAGCUAAAGCUAGACAAAGUUGUUUUUAAUCAGAUGCGUUGGCUUUUUAAUUCUGAUGCGCAUAAUUUAGUUGCGUUAGGUAAACUGUAUGGUUUCCGAACCUAG